Molecule: messenger RNA, 135 nt
Organism: Funneliformis geosporum
Lineage: Eukaryota; Fungi; Glomeromycota; Glomeromycetes; Glomerales; Glomeraceae
Source: the annotation of a GenBank genome assembly
AUGGUGCGAAUGUUUUAUAAAAUCUCAAUUUAUACAAGUGGAGAGGUCUUGAUGAAAAAGGGAAAGGAGUUAUGGGGCCAUAUUAAUGCCAGGGAUAUUUGUGAAGGCGAUGAUGGUUGUGGAACCUAUGUACAA